Molecule: messenger RNA, 3167 nt
Organism: Gigantopelta aegis
Lineage: Eukaryota; Metazoa; Mollusca; Gastropoda; Neomphalida; Peltospiridae
Product: peptide chain release factor 1-like, mitochondrial
Exons: 8
Coding region: 204-2024 (606 amino acids)
Biological process (GO): translational termination
Molecular function (GO): translation release factor activity
Source: RefSeq, a predicted model, not a curated record
CUGACAAUCCGCUUUUCUUUUCGCCGACAUGUUGUUCUUCUGUUCUAACAUGCUCCUCUUUAUAAGAGCAUCCAGUUUUCAUUUGUGUACAAAUUGUUCUUUCCGGCGAGAAUACGUGUAUUGCUAUAGACUACAGAUUUGAAGUCAUCUGGAUAUCGGAUAGUAGUAUGUACCUUGGCUGAAUAAGUCUUCUUAUAGUCAGUAUGAGUACUGCCUGUCUAGCAAGAACAUUUACAUCAACAAAACUGAUGUCACACCCCAUUUAUUCUUUUCGCCCUGCUUGCAUACAUCAUGUAAAGCAAAUUGUUCAGAGUGUAUCAUGCAGAAGCAACAUUCUUGGAAAUUGCUUCAGUAAGCAAAGUUGCCUUCUUCAAGGUUCAGUCUGUUCCAUUUAUCUUGGAGAUAAACAUAUCGCCAAACAGAUGUCAUCAGAUUUGAAGUUUGUUGCUUCAGACAACUGCAGCAAGUCAAUUAGAAUAUUUAAAACUGCUGCUUUUAGACCUGGUGAAAAUUGUAGGCAAGAAACUGCAAACGAAAAGUUAAAAUUACUACAUAAAACAGGCUUUGCAUUUGACAGCGAGAAAGUGGAAUGUUUAAAACAGACUUAUAACUUGCCGGCUGAACCAAAAAUACCCAACUCUUUGAACUAUACAGAUUUGUGUUCCGGUGUAUUUCAAACCUCAGAAAACAGAACAUUCAAUAAGUUGUUCUCGUCACAAAAAUAUACUCCUACAGCGUAUUGUAUUAGACAUUACCACACAGGAAUACAGUCAUUACCAUGGUUACGUGCAUGUAUUUUACCAAAAACAUGUAGCCAGUCACUACCUGUACCCCAUCCAGAGUGGUUACAAUGUCGGUGCUUUCAUCGGGAAGCACUUCCCGAGAGGUUUGACAUCCACAAGAACCCGACAUUCAAGCAGUACCUCGACAGCCUACUGUCCGAGUUUGAGCACAUCAAUAGGAUUUUGUCGAACCAGACAUCAGAGCAAGACGUUAAUGUGAAGGAGCUAAACAGUCGCAUCGUUCAGUUGACGCCCCUUGUGUCGGUGAUCAGGGAGUUGGAGAAGCUGGAUAAACAGAUUGAGGAACUUGAUGUUCUUGUGUCAGAUUUAUCUACAUCAGACACCGAGUUGAAGCACAUGGCUGAGACAGAACGAGAAGACUGCAUCAGACAGAUGGAGCAGUUACAAUUACAGCUCAUUGAUCUUAUGGUGGGAUAUGAGCAAGUUGACAAGAAUGACAUUAUUCUGGAGAUCAAUGCAGGGGUCGGAGGUCAAGAGGCGAUGCUGUUUGCGGGAGAAAUGUUUGACUUGUACCAAGUGUACUCCCACUGGAAGGGCUGGUCCUUCGAGAUUAUCAACUCUGACAUAUCUGAACAAGGUGGUCUGCGUAAAGCGUCGGCAUCAGUGUGUGGUGUGGGUGUUUACCGACUGUUAAAGUUUGAGAGUGGUGUUCACAGAGUGCAGCGGGUGCCAAAGACGGAAAAAGCUGGACGAAUUCACACUAGCACUAUGACUGUCUCAGUUCUCCCACAGCCAACAGAAAUAGAAGUUGUCAUCCAGUCACGAGACCUCCGAGUGGAGACGUUUAAGGCGAGUGGGAAGGGAGGUCAGCACGUCAACACCACGGACAGUGCUGUGAGGAUCACCCACCUGCCCACGGGUAUGGUGGCCGAGUGUCAGCAGGAGAGAUCUCAGAUUAAGAAUAAAGCAUUAGCCUUGCAGAUACUCAGGUCAAGAAUUUACGAAAAAGAACUGGCUAGUCAGCAGAUGAAGUACAAGGCUGACAGGAAGAUACAGGUCGGGACUGCUGGACGUUCAGAGAAAAUCCGAACCUACAACUUUAACCAGGACCGAAUCACGGACCACCGCAUAAACUACAGCUUGUUUAACCUCGACCACUUCAUGACGAGCGGCGAAGACCUCAACAGUCUGAUAGGGGCGUUGUUAAAAGAAUCACAGUACAACUUUCUCGAUGACAUUCUAGAAGACUUUGUAAAGAAUAGAAAGAAAGAAUUGGCUUGAUUGUUGAUUAUAAUCAUCAGUAGUAACAAAUUAUUUUUAUUAGAAAGAAAAACAUUUAAUAUGUGCUUUCUGAAAGUGUGUAAUAAACUUAGACAUGGACAGGCCUCAAAUUUGGCAAAUGAGAGGGUAAGACUAUUUGGUCUAGACCAAUGGAGAUUGGGGGGCGAGGGUGGAAUUACCUCCAGAAGGUAGGGUAACCAGGCAAACUUCAACAAGUGUCUUAAUAUAACAACAGAACCCAUUCACAAUAAAUAUAAGACCGUGUGAACUGUUGCCUGUUUUUGUUUCAGGGGUGAAGUUAAGAGUAUGAUAAGCAAUUACUAACAUGCAAAAUAUGGUAUGGUCAGUUUGGCCAUGGGAAUUUCAGCAGUAUGCUGCAUUUCGAACCAUGCAUGGAGUUUUAAUAAAUUAUUAAUGAAAACAAUGUCAUUUUGAAAGUUAAAAUGUUUUGAUUUGGUAUAAUACAGCCAGAAAAUGUUGUAGCAUUACGCACGUCGACGUGUGCCGGAGCAGGGUUUCCGGGGUCUCUUCCCCCCCCCCCCAAGAAAAUUGUUUAAACUGGUUGUGGAACACAAAGACUUAUUCACAAAUUAAUGCAUCAAAUGAAUUUUCAAACUUUGCGAAAAACAGCUCAACAAUGGUCAGAAUUGCUUUAUUGGGGAAACUUAAUGACUGGAAAAGGGAAGAGGAUAUUUUAUAGACCAAUUACAGAUAGCCUCGACCUAUUCCCAGAUUCUUUUGCAUUACGCAUGUGCGUACAGUGCAUAAUGGGCGUUACGCCUUUGUAAUAAGUAAUUUAUUAAGCAAAAUAAUCAUCGAAUAAUAAAUCAAUGUUUGAUUCAACAUCUGACGUUUAUGUUUACAUGCAGUGAUGUAAUAAACUUUGUUAAGUUGAAAUAAUAGUGAUAUUUCUCUCCUUUUUUUUCUCAAAAUAUAUUAUUUAUAUUUCACCUCGUGAAAUCUGCAAUCAUAUCACAGAUGACAUACAAAUCAUAUUUGACAAAAAUCUUCUAUUUAAAAUUAAACAUUCAUCAUUUUACGUUAGUUUAUUCUCCCAAAAACACAACACAAAUCCAUUAUAAACUUGGUAACUGAUCAAUGAUGUUCACAGUGAAAUAACAGUUCCUACUGUGAAUGUAACAA